This is a messenger RNA of Knipowitschia caucasica, 219 nucleotides long. The record is from the annotation of a GenBank genome assembly. Lineage: Eukaryota; Metazoa; Chordata; Actinopteri; Gobiiformes; Gobiidae.
AUGGCGCACUACGAGUCGAAGCUCUCCUGUGGGUGUUGUCCUGUGGUAGCUCUCCUGUGGGUACUCUCCUGUGGGUGCUCUCCUGUGGGUGCUAUCCUGUGGGUGCUCUCCUGUGGGUGCUCUCCUGUGGUAGCUCUCCUGUGGGUGCUCUCUCCUGUGGUAGCUCUCCUGUGGGUGCUCUCCUGUGGGUGCUCUCCUGUGGAUGCUCUCCUGUGGUAG